Psilocybe cubensis is the source of this 1029-nucleotide messenger RNA. RefSeq lists its product as uncharacterized. NCBI's taxonomy places the organism in Eukaryota, Fungi, Basidiomycota, Agaricomycetes, Agaricales, Agrocybaceae. The record is from RefSeq and is a predicted model, not a curated record. The transcript has 6 exons. The coding region runs from base 1 to 1029 and encodes 342 amino acids.
AUGGAUUCCGCCGCGAGCGACCAUCCGCCAGCGGAGCGCAAAGACCUGGAUCCAGCCAUUAUUGACAUGAUUCUAGGGAAACCAGACUCCGUUCAGAUGAAAGAAGACAUGGCUAUUGCGGUGGAUGAUGCCAAAAGCGAAGAUGAGAGGAUCAACGCGUUGGAUCAUAUGGAAAUGCUCAUCGAACAUAUCGAUAAUGCUAAUGAUCUAGAGAAACUUAAACUCUGGGAACCAUUGCAGUCCUUGUUGACAUCCAAUUCAUCAACUUCCGAAAUCAGGACCCAAGCACUUUGGGUCAUUGGGACCGCUUUGCAGAAUAACCCUUCUGCACAGGAAGACUACAUGUUGUAUAAUCCACUCCCUAUCCUUUUGUCAUUUCUCGAUCCGUCCCCCUCAUCGUCACCGGGUAUCCGUGCUAAAGCCAUAUAUGCCCUGUCCGGGUUGUUGAAACACAAUUCGCCUGCAGUUCAAGCUUUAGGGCCCUCAGGAUGGACGAAGCUCCGUGAAUCACUGCAAGAUCCUUCAAUAACGGUCCGACGAAAAGUCGUAUUUCUUCUUAGUUCUCUCCUUCUUCCCAAUGGCUCCGGUCCUACCCCAACGCCAGCCCCGACAGCAGCCAACAUCUUGACUCCCGACCACCGUCCCGCUCCAACUUCCGACGAGCCUAUCUUCUCCAAUUCACAUGCCUCCAAUCUACGAAACCCGAAUCGCAGCAAUACCUCUUCCCCCACCGUAUCUGCUUUAAGCGAAUAUAACAUUAUGGAAAGUAUCAUUUCCGGGGUGGUUACCCCAGUUCCAUAUGGCAAUGAUGGCGAGAGCGUCGAGCCCGAUGCAGAUUUUGAAGAAAAGGCUGUGCAUUUGUUGUUCACAUAUGCUGUGUCAUGUUCGGGAGAAUUGUCCCAGUCGCAGAAAGAGGCUCUGAAAUCGUGGAUUCAAACGCAGAAAACGAAGAAGGGCGAGAGCCAGCUAUUAGAAAGUUGGAACAUUUCAAGAGAAGAAUACGCGGGACUAGUCGGAAAGCUUUUGUAA